UAACACAUACUACGUUUAUUCCUAAAAAGCAAGACCAAAGGCUUUGUUUUAUGUAAUUGGAAAAACGUACACUCAAUUUAUUAUUAAUAAUUAUGGGCAAAACCUAUAUCUCUUCUCUUAGAAAGCCCUUUAAAUCCUUUAUUUCUUCAUUGUGAAUUUGCAAAACGGCUCUAAAUGGCUCUGUGGACGGAAAUAUUGACAAAUGCUGCCAUUUUUGUGAUAAUCCAAGCUCUAGCGUUUCUCAUAAUCUCCACUUCUUCCGACAUAUUCUCCUCCAAGAUCAAGAUGAAGACAAAGAAGAGAUCUUUCGGCUUCAAACUCUCUCGUUCCAUUUCCCAUUUAUUCGCUUUAAUCUCAGAUGAUGUCUUUCAAGCCGAAGAAGAAGAAGAAGUAGCAGAAGAAGGAUAACCUUACUCUCUCCAUUCAUUAAAAUCUCUAUAGAUUUAUAUUUCCAUAAACAUUGGUUUGUAUUUUCAGAUAUUUGACAAAUCUUCAUAAUUUACUUUUUUCAAUUCAAAGAAGGGUCUGCU
Messenger RNA from Arabidopsis thaliana (thale cress), 530 nucleotides. RefSeq lists its product as uncharacterized. The transcript has a single exon. The record is from RefSeq and is marked reviewed. NCBI's taxonomy places the organism in Eukaryota, Viridiplantae, Streptophyta, Magnoliopsida, Brassicales, Brassicaceae. The coding region runs from base 175 to 408 and encodes 77 amino acids.